Messenger RNA from Ceraceosorus bombacis, 1632 nucleotides. The record is from the annotation of a GenBank genome assembly. Lineage: Eukaryota; Fungi; Basidiomycota; Exobasidiomycetes; Ceraceosorales; Ceraceosoraceae.
AUGCCAAGUCGCCUUUCCCAGUCAACGCGUCGACUCGCGCCAAAUUCCUACUCCCGCAACUCGCGCAUCUCAGCAACGUCAAGUCAGAAUGGACGCCGGUCUUUGACCCAAAGAGCGAACACAAAUUUGCGGGAGGACAUAGAGGAAGAGGAAGAUGAGGAGGCAGAAGACGAUGGUGCGCAAGGAGGAGCUGAAGAUGAGGACGACGCAAGCGAUGGAGAAGCAUCGCUGCGUAUGCAGAAGCGCAGGCGAAUGAACGAGGGCAGCGGCGCCAAAAGCGUUGCAGACAAACUGGGAAGAAAGGAGGUCAAUCGCAGAGCUCAGGACUUGAUUCGCAUGGCUCUCUUUCACGAAUAUAAGCGGACGCCUCUGAGGAGAGACGAUAUGAAUAAGAAAGGUGAGACAUUGCUGUCCGAGCGAUGCUGUGCGGACUGGCCCCACGAUCCUAAUGCAGACAACCCAUGCAGUGCUUGGCAAGGAGAAUUCUCGCGCGUUCCCAGUGGUCUACAACAAAGCACAAAGAUUGCUCAGAGCUACCUUUGGGUACGAGCUUGUGGAGCUAAGAGCCAGAGGCACCGAGAGUCAGGCACAUCUCGAUCUCCUCAGGAUGCAGACUCAGAGCCUCAAAGAGGCGAGCAAGAAGCGAAGUAAGCACAUUGAAGAAGAGGAAGAGACCGCCAAGAGUGAGUGCUUCUCCCAGCUCGAUGCUCGACUUGCAUCAAUGGUCAUCUUGAUCAUUUCUUUUCCUGCAGACAUACCCUCGGGCUCGUAUGUGCUGCGCUCACUCUUGCCGCCAGCGCUAUUGAAUGCGCUCCAAACUCCCGACGCUGGGCUUGUCGCAGCGACGGCCAGCACCGACGCGGUGCAACAUGGCGAUCCGACGGGAGUAGCCAUUGACUGGAAGCGCGCAGAGGGUCAACAAGCACCGAUGGGCUUACUGUACCUCAUAUUGAGUCUGAUUCUGCUCGGCGGUCGAGCUUUGUCCGAUGGUCAGUGUGCUUACUGUCCCUGCAAGGCAUUCAUGUACUCAACUGAUGUACACAACCUGCACUAUGCGAGUAUGCAGGCGACUUUCGUGCUCAGCUACAUCGCUUGUCGCUUGAGCCAAGCACUAUCUUGCCAAACGCCCUGUGUCCAGAGCAUGCGGAGCAAAGUGCAAGCUUGAGAUCCUCGCAAAGAACGUCAGAUCGGCCAACACUCUCUGUGUUCCUCGAUCAGCUCGUGAGACAGGGAUAUCUGGAGCGUGUAAAGUCUGCCGCUGCUCCUCCUGGAACUGCUGCAGGCACAGGUACAUCCAUCAAGGGGCGCAGGGCCAUCGCUUCCAAACGCAAAGAUGGAGAGGGACGCCCAGGCGAAGUGGAGAAUUUUGAGUGGAGAUGGGGAGCUAGAGCUGAGGUGGAAGUUGGAGAACCCAACAUCGCAGCUUUCGUAAAGGAGGUCUACCUCACAUCCGAGGAUGCCGACGACUCGGAGGACGCGGAGCCAUCAGCGGCCACCAGAGGCAGUGCUCGUAGAUCUGGAGCGAACGCUGCCGAGUCUAGGACUACCCAGCGCAGCAAUAGAGCCACACAGAAGGAGGCACUGCUGCUGAGAGAUAUAGAAAGGGCAGCUGGCUCGCAGCUUGUUGAUUGA